Molecule: messenger RNA, 5242 nt
Organism: Pezoporus flaviventris
Lineage: Eukaryota; Metazoa; Chordata; Aves; Psittaciformes; Psittacidae
Gene: LRRFIP1
Product: LRR binding FLII interacting protein 1
Exons: 19
Coding region: 662-4075 (1137 amino acids)
Biological process (GO): regulation of transcription by RNA polymerase II
Molecular function (GO): DNA-binding transcription factor activity, RNA polymerase II-specific; RNA polymerase II cis-regulatory region sequence-specific DNA binding
Source: RefSeq, a predicted model, not a curated record
UGGUGUUUGUUACUGAAAUACAGAGAGCUUUCCCAUCUCGCCUGCAUUGGUGAGGCAUGUCCUCUUCUAUCCUUGUUGGUGACACCACUGCUGUUAAGAUGGCUCCAGUGUAGGCAAGAAGCCUUGUGCUCUGAACAGGAGCUCUCAGGAGCUUGGCAUGCAGCAAAUAAGAAUGCACAGAGAUGAGUUGCAUUGUAUUCAACUUGUCUUCCCUUGACAAAUCUGUAUGGGAAACGUGAUUUGACAGCAUUUUUCACCUCAAAAGUGUUCUGUGUUCGGAUCCCUUGUAAUGAGUCUUGACUUAAAUGGGUCAGGAAUUCAAGACUCAUUACGCUCCUUGCUCUUGACCCCACAGCACUGUUGUUUUUUCACUGCUGAGAAGGAAGCUCUUGCAUACCCUGGCUGUACCUGAAACAUGGCUUUCUCCUUGAUGGACAACUCUUCCUGGGCAUGUGCUUCUGAGGGCUCUUGUGGCACUUGGAUCAGCUUUUCCCUGGCAUGUUUGCGUGUGUGGAACUGUGUGGCUAAGCCAAAACCUGGCAAUGCAUGUCUAAAUGUUCUGUGUUUGCCUUUCUCAUCUAAAUUCUGGGGUUUUCUUGUCCUUUUCUGUCUCUAGAAAUAUUAUGGUCUGGAUACUAAAUGGGGAGACAUCGAACAAUGGAUGGAAGACAGUGAGCGUUAUUCCCGUAGAGCCAGAAGAAAUGCCUCGGCUUCGGAUGAAGAUGAGCACAUGUCAGUGGGUAGCCGUGGAAGCCUGAGGUCUCACUUGGAACAUGCCAACAUCUAUCCAGUGGCUGGAUUAGAGAAUGAGAGGACCAAAAAGAAGAACUACUCCAAAGCAACCAAUGGUUAUGAGGACGAUGUGUAUGGAUCAUCCCAGAGUAGAAAAUCUAGCAGGGCAUCGUACUACUCUGAUCUGGGGCUCCACAACAGCGGCUAUGCUUCUACAUCUCAACCUUCAUCCCAAAAUGGAAACUGGCCCUCCUUGCUGUGCAGUGAUGCCCCAGCCAGAAGUUACAGGGCGUCUGUGUAUGACGAGAGCGUUUACAGUGGGAGUCGUCGGUAUAGUGCCUCUAGUUCUCGUGCUCCUUCUGAGUACAGUUGCUACCUUGGGUCAGGAUCUCGGGCAUCCUCAAGAGCCAGCUCUGCACGGGCCAGUCCAGUGAUUGAGGAAAGGCCAGAAAAAGACUUUGAGAAGGGAGCACGUACUGUCUCAAGUCUAUCAGCAGCUACCUUAGCUUCUCUGGGGGGGACUUCUUCACGAAGAGGCAGUGGGGAUACGUCCAUCUCUGCUGAUACAGAGGCAUCUAUUAGAGAAAUAAAGGAUAUCUAUGAGUUAAAGAACCAGAUUCAGGAUGUAGAAGGCAAAUACAUGCAGGGACUGAAAGAAAUGAAGGACUCUCUAGCCGAAGUUGAAGAGAAAUAUAAGAAGGCUAUGGUGUCAAAUGCUCAACUAGACAAUGAAAAAACAAAUUUCAUGUACCAAGUAGAUACCCUGAAGGAUGCGCUCUUAGAGUUAGAAGAACAGCUGGCAGAGUCCAGGCGGCAAUAUGAAGAAAAAAGUAAAGAAUUUGAGAGGGAGAAGCAUGCUCAUAGCAUAUUGCAAUUUCAGUUCAUGGAAAUCAAAGAGGCUUUGAAGCAAAGAGAAGAAAUGCUUGCAGAAAUCCAACAGCUGCAACAGAAACAGCAGAGCUAUGUCAGGGAAAUUUCUGAUCUUCAGGAGACAAUAGAGUGGAAAGACAAAAAAAUAGGGGCGUUAGAGAGGCAGAAAGAUUUCUUUGAUUCCAUAAGGAGUGAGCGGGAUGACCUUAGAGAUGAAGUGGUUGUGCUGAAGGAGCAACUAAAGAAACAUGGAAUAAUCCCAGAUUCUGAUGUAGCCACCAAUGGGGAGACAUCAGACAUUCUUGAUAACGAAGAACACUUAGAUUCUUCCAAAACUGUUCCAGGCACAACUCUGGCAUUGAAGACUGGAGGGGAUGGGAUGUUAGGCAAAGCCAGUGAAGUGGACAUGAAAAAUGAGAUUUUGGAGGAUAUGGGGAAAAGAGAAAUCUUGCAGAAUACUGAGCAUGAGGAACACAAAGAGGAGUCUGAGGAGCAGGAAUUGCAUGCUGGUGAAAAUGCAAAGGCACAAAAAAUGGUUGAAGAAAGUGAUGCCCUGUCAACAGUGAUGUUACCAGAUAGCAGGUUUACAGUACAAAUUCAAAGCCUUACAGAACACGUAUCAGGGAGUACUUCUUCAAGUGAUGAUAAUGGUGCAGAUGAUUUGAGAAAGGUGGCAGAGUCUGCAGGCACAGCAGUCCAGCAGCCUGUCAGUACAGAGGCUGAACACUGUGACUUGAAUGCAGUGUCAAAUCAGAACUUGGAGGUGGGCUCUCUCCAAAGUCAUCAGAUGUUUGACCCUCCUCAGGAAAUGCAUAGUGACUUAGGUACAGAGCAUGAACUGGAAAAAGCUGCACCCCAACAGCAAGAUCAAGAGGAUCUUAAAAGUAGCCAUGUCCUGAGUGAUAAUGAAAUGGAUCAAGAGGCCAAAAUCGCAAGUGAGAGCUGUGAGUUGGCUUCUAACCAGGCAGGGCUCCCAGAGGUUACAGCAGCAGGCUUAAUUAGUGAAGAGUUAAAAGUGGAGAGCCACACCGAGGCACUCCAGCACUCAGAAGAAAGUGCCGAAAACCAGGUUACAAGUGUCUUGGAGGAAAAGUUUGUUGAAGGCCAAGACAGUACCGAUGGAAGAGCUGGAGAAACAGGUGAUAGAUCUGAACAAAAAAAUGAGGUUGGGAACACGGUUCAGGGUCAGUCGACGGAAACAGAGCCUGUGGGUUUGGAGGGGAUGGAGGCAUGUGGAAGUGGUGUCCCAGCAGCUGAAGUUGAAAAGGACGGCGGAGGCCAUCAGGCAUUCAUUCAGUCAGUUUCUCCAGAGGGCAGUCCUUCAGCAUCAUCAGAGAAACAAAAUAUGCAGUAUGAAUCUGAACUUGAAAAUGCUAUGGCUGAGAAGGAUGGACAAAAGGAAGCGUUAACAGAAGAGCUGGAGAUGUGUUCAGAUUCUGCAGAAACAGGCAAGCAGGAUAAGAUCUCUGUGGAGGCUGUGGACUUUAUUACUGAGGUAGAAGGAAGUGUUCUACAGCAGGCAGAGCCAGACAGAGAGAUUGUGAUGCAGGUGAUGACUCGGGAAACCAGUUUUGACCCAAGUCUUUUAGAUGACAGGAUUAAGGAGUCAGAAUUGGAAACAGGGGAUGAGUCUGGGACAGAAAAGGAAAGUAGGACAGAAUGGGUAGAAGAUACAAAGCUGAAAGUAGGAGUUCAAACUGUUCAGUCUAGUGAAGAAGCAAUAGGUGAGACAGUAGGAGAAAAAAAUACUCCUUUUGAAGGUGAAGCACAGAAUGUAGCUGAACAAGAGGAGGGUGAAUCCAAAGAGGAGUCAACUGUAGAUGUUAGUGUAGCUACUGGAAAAAAAGUUUACAAAGAAACUCUGGGAGAAAAUGAGCAAGAGUUAGAGCUUGCAGACCACCAUGGUGGUGGAUGUACUUCUGAAGAAAGUGUAAAUAAUUCCCUGGCACAGAAAGCUGAGUCAGAUGCAAAUGUUAGUGAACACAUUAUACUGGAGGAUCAAGCCAAGGGAAGACUGGAAGGUGGUGGUGAUGUCUUUGAUUUUGAUGAAGAGUCAAAACAGAUACUAGAAACUGAUAAAAAAUGUGAUGAAGAGAAAGCUUAUACACAGAAAUAUGAGGAUGAUGGAACAAAGGGUGCUGCUGGAAAAACGGCCCAAACAGAUGAAGCUGGAGAAGGAAAAGGCAAAAUAGAAACAGAAGACAUCUUGACUAAAGCUGACAGCUUGCAACAAAAAAAAGCUGAUGAGCCUGAAGAAACAGGGGAAGCAUCAUGGAGAACUGAGGAGAAGACUGAUGUGAUGGAAGAUGAAAUCAAAGCAUCAGAUUCUAAAAAAGUAGAAAAAAUACCAGAUGAAACUGUUAUGGAACAGGAUUUGGAAAGUGCUGGCAAUAACAGGGAAGAAAGCAAUGAGGAUUUGCAGAGUGGUCGAAGGGGCAAGGGUAGAUCUAGAGAUGACUGUACAAUAUCCUAAGUUCAGAAUCCCAAGACUACAAAAGCUACAUGCCAUUUGAUCAGUCCCAGUACAGAGGCAUGCGCUUUGCACAAUACAUCAGACCAUAAGAAUACUCUUAAAUUGAGGGGUUUUUUUUUAUAGGUAAUUCUCAUCAUAAUACAAUCUUAUGUAAGUGGUAAUGAUGCAAAUAUUAAGUUACUCACUGACAUACUGGGCCACAACAAAUUGUGUGUGGGUUCAGUAUUGCUGUGUCUCAGGUUAAAAGUUUAUCACUGAAAAAGCAAGCUUCACAGAUCUUCACUAUCUUGCCAUUAAAACACUUUUAGUGUGGGUAACUGCUACUGAGUAAUUUCUAUAGGAAACUUUGUUUUUCUAGCCUAGAUGAUAGAUGUUUUGAAUGUACUUAAUGUGCCCUUUGUGCACUUAUGCGCAUACUUAUGUGUACUUGCAUGCAUGAGAUCUACCCUAAGUACGUUACCACUUCACGAAGGAACUCAGUGGAUCAGCAACACUGAUGUGAUUUUGAGCCUUCUUUCUGAAUGAUUGAAGCCUAGGAACCAAUUUGGGGUUUUUUUCCCCCCAUUGGAAAAAGACGAUCCACUCAUUCCAUUUUUGUGUGUUUCUCAUAUGGUCAUAGUCCCAAGUAUAGUUAGGUCACUUUGAGCCUGUUCAGUCUAAACACUUCAGAAGGACAAUAUUCAGUUUGAAGAAAGCACAACGUAUACACGUCUUAGUUUGCUAAAGGGAAUAAAUAUUACAUGUUUACUUCAUCUGGGCACUUUGCACCACAUAGGCCUUUACUCCAUGACUCACAUGGGGGUUUUUCUGUUUUUUUUCUGAAGAAAGUGUCAGUACGCUCUGUAAUGUAUGCUUAGAUUUGCUAUUAAGUACUGUGUAGUUAUGAAUAUAUAAAAUACCUAUUUUUUCUAAGAAGAUUUUUGUUUAAAACUGUAUUUCUUUACACUUUUUUUUUUUUCAAACUAUGAUUCUGAAAGAAUCUGAAAAAUUCUUUAUCUCUGGAAAGUUCUUACCUCUUCCUUUCUGGAAAGAAGAUAACUUUGCAUGUCUUAAUUCUCACUGGACAUCAGACCAAAGACUAUUGUUAUUCUGUAUAGUAGCCCCUGUGCCUUUUUGAAAAGCUGGAUUGCUUUAAAUUGCUGGCAUAAAUUAAACAUUUUGACUCCA